UGUGAAAUCAAAUCUCUACUAACCACUCCAAAUUGAAAAAUUAUUAGAUUUUGGAAGCUACACUGCAUUAUUUUUGUCGGUACCAAAUCUUUCUAUUGUUUCUCGCAACGUUACUAAAACAGAAAAGAAAACAGUUUUCGGAUUAAUAGCCGGCUGUUUUUUUCAUAAAAUAAUUUUUCAAAAAUUUUAUUUCAUCUCAACCAUUUGGAGCUUCUUGCCAAUUCGACUCCUAAGAUGUCAAUUCUGGGUCUGGAAAACUGGCUUUUCUACUCUGUGGCCUCUGUCGCUCUCGUGCUGUUUCUAAUAUUUUUAACUCUCUUCAUAUUUGUUAUAAUGUGGAAGAGGCCAAAAAAGCAGAAAGAAGUGCUGCCAGUCAUGGCGGAGAAAAAGAAAAAUCAAUCAGAUAAAAAAGCGAAACCAGCAGUUCAACAAACUAAAAAAGCAAAACACCCACAAGCUAACAAGAGUCCCCGAAAGCCAAAAACAAAUACCAACACCAAUCCAAGCAAAAACGAAGAGCCAGCGAAGACCCGAAGCACCACUGACAGAGCACCGAAACGAACAAACAAUGGCGGUACGAGUAGCCGAAGCUCAAACUCGCCGUGGGGAACCACGCCGCCGCUGUCCAAGCCACCAGACACCACUCGAACUUCGAGACAGCAGAAUGCUUGGAUGACUCAAAACUCCCUGUGGGAAUAAACAUCCACUCUCAACUGGUUCAAGAAACACCAGCCCUGAACUUGAACUCGAUCAAUUAUCUGAAGUCAUGUAUGUUGCGUAUGAAACCCGAUUUCAAAGCAUAACUACUUAAACAAGAUAAAUUAUCAUAGCUUCUUUUCGAUCAACUGAUAGCCAGUA
Messenger RNA from Symsagittifera roscoffensis, 858 nucleotides. RefSeq lists its product as uncharacterized. NCBI's taxonomy places the organism in Eukaryota, Metazoa, Xenacoelomorpha, Acoela, Convolutidae. Bases 235 to 699 code for a protein of 154 amino acids. The record is from RefSeq and is a predicted model, not a curated record. The transcript has 3 exons.